AUGGUCCCGGUUUUUAACCCGUAUUCAUCGUUUACUGGUGAUUUCAAUGAGAAACAAUGUCGUCGUCCUCUUACUACUACUCAAGAUACAUAUCGUUAUACAUCUGAAGAGAGAAAAAUGCAGAUGGGUGGGGCCACCAUGGCCACACCGUCUCCAUCAUCUGCUAAUGAGAGGGCAUCCGUGAUGCCACCAUACCCGGAGGAUGAUAUUGUAUCACAAAUGACUCCAGAGGAUCGCUUAAAAACCUCCCUCAAUAUUUGGAACAAGCAAGCGGAAGAGGCCAAGAAAAGGCAAGCAGUCAGUUAUGACUAUCAGCUCAGAGCUGAGAGAGAGGAACGCGAAUUACUACGGCAGCGAUAUUGGAAGGAUAAAGAUAAGGAGAGAGAAAAAGCUAAGGAUAAUAUCCAAAUGGGUAAUGGACCCCAGCAGAAUAGUGGUGUGAGUAUGCCUAAUAGUUCUAGACCGAUAACACAAACGGGUGAAUCACGUAAACGGCGACAUGAUGGUGAUGACCAGUACGGAAGAGAAGAGUUCCGUCAAGGCUUUGCUGAAAUGAACCGGUCAGGAAGGGGACAACCAGCUGUAGCUCCUCCACCAGAGCAUGCCCGAUGGUUAGCGUAUCAGCAACAAAUGCAACAACAGCAGCAACAUCAACAGCAGCAACAAAUGCAACAUCAACAAUAUCAGCAGUCGAUGAUGAUGCAGCAGCAACACCAAAGAAAUCCUGCUAUGCAUUCGGGAAUGAAUGGCCAUCCUACUAUGCCUGGUCUUAACAAUGUUAUCGGAGGAAGUAGCGGUCCUUUAAGCUCUAACUCGACUCCUAUAAACGGUAAUCCUACUUCGAUAAAUGGAGCCGGCGGACCCAUGAUGAUGAUGAUGAACAACAGUCCCCACAUGCAGCCAUCUACUUCUAGUCCUCACACUAUCCCUUCAUCUUCCAGUGUUACUCAAUGUUCUCCCGCUUGCCUUGAUAACGUAUCUAGUCCUCAUGUUUUGCCUUCUGGUAAGGAUACUGAUGACUUAUCCAAUUUGAACACAGAUCAGAUUAAUUUGGAUGCAGCAGUUGCUCAAAUGACGGGGAGUGCUAUAGCUGAUUUGGGUAAUGAUGAUUUGUUCGGUGAUCUGAUGUCAGCCCAGUGUACAUUGAUACCUGAACAAAAACCCUCAAUAUCUUCUCCUAUGAGUAGUUUCGGAAUAGGAUCUGAUACAUCUGGACAAGGAUCUCAACAAAAUCAGCCAUCUCGUUCCACUCCACAGCAACAGCUUCAGCAACCAGCUCCAUCACAACCUAUGCAGCCAUCUCAAUCGACCACACAGCCUAGUAGAACUCAGAGUCACUCCAUGGGGCAACAGCCGUUAAGCAAUGGCUCUUGUAAUUAUGGCAAUCCGCCAAUUACACCUACAAACGGCUGUACAACCUCCAUGUCUUUCGGUGGAAGUUCGAUCGGUGCUCCUCUGUGUACGAGUACUCCUGUAUCCACUUGUAUGGCUGGUAGCUCUUCCCAGCAGCCACCUACACAAGUUUCCAAUCCUGCACAAGCGUCAACCUCUCUUGAGCAGCAGCAACAAGAGAGCCAAAUGCCUACCUCCCAGAGGAAUCCAAACUAUCCUCAGACUGGGGGAAUGCCACCACCAUUCAUGGGAGUUCCGCAAGGGUAUCCGGGUUAUCAAGAAGGAAUGCCUAUGCCGGGUGGAUCAAUGAUGGGACAGCCUCAUCCUGGAAUGUCGCAGCAACAGUUCAUGAUGAUGAGAAUGCAACAGCAAAGAUCUAUGCAGCAACAAAUGAUGGCCCAACACAUGCAGCAGCAACGGCAAGGUCAAUACUUUGGUAUGCAUCCUAUGAGUCGUCCAGAUCCAAGGUAUAUGAACCCCAUGAUGGAUCCUUCUAUGAUGCAAGGUAAUCCCCGCAUGGGAAGUAUAGGCAUGUCAAUGCCGGUAAAUCCCUCUAUCACAUCGCCGUCCUAUCCGCAAUACGUGUCAGCUCCAAUGUAUCCACAGUAUCCUAUGAACUAA
Messenger RNA from Auanema sp. JU1783, 2013 nucleotides. NCBI's taxonomy places the organism in Eukaryota, Metazoa, Nematoda, Chromadorea, Rhabditida, Rhabditidae. The record is from the annotation of a GenBank genome assembly.